Molecule: messenger RNA, 927 nt
Organism: Mesorhabditis belari
Lineage: Eukaryota; Metazoa; Nematoda; Chromadorea; Rhabditida; Rhabditidae
Source: the annotation of a GenBank genome assembly
AUGACAAUUGUCGUCUUUGGAAGCGUUGUGCAGGAUUUAAUCAGUUACACUCCCCGUUUCCCUCGUCCAGGUGAGUCGGUAUGUGGCACAUCGUUUCUGGCGGGACCCGGUGGAAAAGGAGCAAAUCAGGCAGUAGCUGCUGCCAAACUUGGUGCCAAUGUUGAGAUCAUUGCGAGGGUCGGUUCGGAUAUUUUCGGCGAAGCAAACAUCAAAUCACUUAAUGAGGCGAAUGUGGGAACGAAAAGUGUGCAAAAAGUUGAACAAUGUAGCACAGCCACCGCAACGAUUACGGUAUCUGAAGAAGGUGAGAAUUCGAUAGUUGUCGUGCUUGGCGCAAAUGAAAAAAUGAGCGCCGAGGUGGCGAAGAGUUGUCGAGAACAAAUCGGAAAAGCAACACUUUUGAUGUGUCAGAACGAGGUACCCCAAUGCGGGAAUCGAACCGCCUUGCAAAUGGCCAGAGAGCAAAAUGUAACCACUUUUUACAAUCCGGCUCCUGGGAACUCGUCGCUAGAGAAAUCGAUCCUAGCACUAGUGGAUAUUGUUUGCACGAAUGAGAAUGAGGCCGAAUUCCUGACGGACAUCAAGGCGGAGACCGUGGAAAGUGCCUUCAAGGCGGCCGAGAAAAUGCUCGAAAUGGGUCCGCACACAGCCAUUGUCACACUUGGACCAAAGGGAGUGAUUUUGGCGAGAAAAAAUGAGAAAACAGUGCACAUUCCGGUGCUGAAAGUGACCGCUGUGGAUACGACGGGAGCCGGUGAUUGUUUCUGUGGCUCUUUGGCGUAUUUCUUGACAAAAAUGAAAGAUCUACCCGUUGAGGAGGCUGUGAAAAGAGCAUCGAUCAUCGCCGCGCAUUGUGUGACGAGAAAGGGGACACAGGCCAGCUAUCGAUCACGGGAAGAACUCGAGCAGUUGGACAAAUCACUUUUU